Messenger RNA from Hevea brasiliensis (rubber tree), 1124 nucleotides. Its product is annotated as protein AE7. NCBI's taxonomy places the organism in Eukaryota, Viridiplantae, Streptophyta, Magnoliopsida, Malpighiales, Euphorbiaceae. Bases 449 to 925 code for a protein of 158 amino acids. Gene Ontology annotation, biological process: iron-sulfur cluster assembly. The record is from RefSeq and is a predicted model, not a curated record. The transcript is spliced from 7 exons.
AUUGUGUCAAAUAAAUUUACCCACUAUUUUUAUUCAAUCAGAAUUCCCAACUAUCUGGCAAACCCUAAAGCUCUUUCUCUCUGAAGCCACCAGCCCUUUUCCUUUCAUAUUCAUUCACAAUUUGUUUGACAUCACCAUCGUUGUUGUUCUCCAGCACUGUUGCCGACGCCUUUAUUCACCACUUUUGUAAUUGAAUUGAAGCAGGGAAAGAGCCCUAGAUAGCUGCUUACCCCUAUCCCUUUUCCAAAUUGCGUCCCCAUUUAGUGUGGCUGAGUUGCAGCCACAGUCCAGCAGCCCACAGCCUACAGCCCAGCAGCCCACAGCCUACGGCCUUUUUCCUCACCUUCUUCCUAUUUGCUUUGCAAAAUUGCCAUUGGCUAUCCGAACUUGUGAUUCACCUCCAGAGUGCAAUUCACCCGUGGCCAUCAUCUUCCCAAGACCAGGAGAAAUGGUUUCUGGGCUUAUAAAUCCCAAUCCAAUAGUUUAUGAAAGGAAAGAGUGUAGGGUUCGAAGUGUCUCAAGCAAUACUGAUGAGUACGCUGUUGAGCCAAUUGAUCAACAGGAAAUUUUUGAUCAUAUUAGAGACAUAAAAGAUCCUGAGCAUCCUUACUCUUUGGAAGAGCUUAAGGUAAUAACAGAAGAUGCAAUUGAAGUUGAUGACAAACGUAGUUACGUCAGAGUGACAUUUACUCCAACAAUUGAACACUGUAGCAUGGCAACAGUUAUUGGUCUUUGCUUGCGUGUGAAGCUUAUGAGAAGCUUGCCUUCUCGUUACAAGGUGGAUAUAAGAGUGGCUCCUGGAACCCAUGCAACUGAAGCUGCAGUUAAUAAACAACUAAAUGAUAAAGAGCGAGUAGCAGCAGCCUUGGAAAACCCGAACCUAGUGGAUAUGGUUGAUGAAUGCCUGGCACAGUCUUAUGCUUGAGCAUGUUUCUGCAGAAUGUGGUUGCAACCUUAUGCGUUUGUGCAGUCAAUAAUAUCAGUUCUACUGUUGAGUCAUGACCACACAUUUUGUUUCCGAUCAUUUUCUAUUAGUAAACUUUGAUAUGCCUAUGAUUUUAAUAAGGUUGUAAAGCACAAAAUGCAAUUAUAAGUUAUUUGUUUGUCUUGUGGCAGUUACAUAA